Molecule: messenger RNA, 600 nt
Organism: Salvelinus namaycush (lake trout)
Lineage: Eukaryota; Metazoa; Chordata; Actinopteri; Salmoniformes; Salmonidae
Product: beta-crystallin A3-like
Exons: 4
Coding region: 1-600 (199 amino acids)
Biological process (GO): visual perception; lens development in camera-type eye
Molecular function (GO): structural constituent of eye lens
Source: RefSeq, a predicted model, not a curated record
AUGGCUCUGACCAAACCUGUGAACCCCAUGCCCAUGGGCCCAUGGAAGAUCACUGUGUACGACCAGGAGUACUUCCAGGGGAAGCGUGUGGAGUUCACCGCCUGCUGCCAGAACAUCAUGGAGUGUGGCAUGGAGAACAUCCGCUCCCUGAAGGUUGAGUGUGGAGCUUGGGUGGGUUAUGAGCACUCCAGUUUCAGUGGUCAGCAGUUUGUCCUGGAGAAGGGAGACUACCCCCGUUUCGAGGCCUACAGCGGCAGCAACUCCUACCGCAUCGAGAGGAUGAUCUCCUUCAGACCCAUCUGCUCCGCUAGCCACAAGGAGUCCCGCAUAACCAUCUAUGAGAAGGAGAACAUGAUUGGUCGCCAGUUUGAGAUGCGUGAUGACUACCCCUCCCUGCAGGCCAUGGGCUGGUUCAACAACGAGGUUGGAUCCAUGCACAUCCAGAGCGGAGCCUUCGUGUGCUACCAGUUCCCCGGCUACCGUGGCCACCAGUACAUCAUGGAGUGUGACUGCCACGGAGGAGAGUACAAGUGUUACCGUGAGUUUGGCUCCCACGCCCAGACCCCUCAGAUCCAGUCCAUCAGGAGGAUUCAGCACUGA